Perca fluviatilis (European perch) is the source of this 2326-nucleotide messenger RNA. It is a transcript of the gene ccdc150, whose product is annotated as coiled-coil domain containing 150. NCBI's taxonomy places the organism in Eukaryota, Metazoa, Chordata, Actinopteri, Perciformes, Percidae. The record is from RefSeq and is a predicted model, not a curated record. The coding region runs from base 36 to 2201 and encodes 721 amino acids. The transcript has 17 exons.
CGUUUGAUGGACCCAGUGAGCUGGACAAAAAGAGGAUGAAUCAAUGUUGGAGCAAAGGAAUGUCCCGCUCAGCCACCCUGGCCCUUAAUGUUGGGGCCCAGGCCCCAGAGGCUCUGUCCCUACUGCACCAGCGCCUGUUGUUGGCUGAGGAGGAGGCUGAAGGUCUUAUUGAAGACAUGGGCGCUCUGGGGGUUUCCAGGGACCAAAUCUUGGGAUCUGCACAGAGAAUAGACGCUAUUCAGCACCCUGUAAGUCCUCUGAAGAUGCCUUGGGUCCUUGGGGAUGAAGGCAUACUGUGGCAACAGUGUGACGCUCUAGUGACUCGGGUGUGUCGCAUGGAAAGUCUGCUACAGACCCUCAAACUCACCAUCUUCCGCCUAGAGACUGAGAGAGCGCUGGAUCCCUCUCACACAGCUCAUCUGAAGCAGCAGCUGGCAGCGCUGCAGCAGGAGAGUCAGGAGGAGUAUCAGGCCUCCAGGAGGGAGGUGAUGAAGCUCAGGGACCGACUUCAGCAGGCUUACCAGGAAAGAGACGAGGCUCGCACAGAGGUGCAGAUGCUGGGGGAGACCGUGGAGGUAGCUACUGCCGCCAAGAUGGAUGUGGCUUUGGCUGCCAAGGAGCUGAAGAUUGUCAAAUUAGAGAUGAGUCAGAAACUGAUAGAGAUGAAAGAGCAGAUGAGACAGGAGUCGGCCCGCUCUGAUGAAGCCAUGGUAUCUCACAGCGAGCUUCUCCAGCGUGUUGAGGAGAUGGAGAGAGUGGUGGAGAUGGAGAGGAGACAGGCUCUGCUGCUGCGGUCGGAUUGCCAGGUCUUGCAAGUGCAAGUCCAGGUCAGCCAGCAGCAACUGGAAGAAGAAAAAGACAGAGGCAGGCAGCUGGAGGAACACUGUCAGGAUCUCAAAGAACAAACAGCAAUGAAGGACUCCCUUGUGUCUGAGUUGAAAACUGAACUGAAAGCUGAGAGGAGUCGUGUGGUCAAGCAACUACAAGAGCGAGACCUGCAGCUGGAGGCAGCCAGACGCAACAUUCAGACUGAGCUGCAUGUGGCGCUAACAGAUAAAGUUAGCCUGCAGCUGAAGCUAGAGAAGCUCGAAGAUGAACAUGCACAGCUCGUGCAGAGGUCUUCCACUGCACAAGAGACAGCAGUCACUCAGAGGGAACUAUUGGAGCAAACCAUUGCGAGGCUACGGGGGGAGCUGAACACUGCCAAAAAAGAGGAGGCGGCAAUGAGGAAAGACCUGGAGGGUUCAAAACAUGAGUUAUGUCUUGUUGUCACGAAGUUGGAGGGUGAGAGGAGCAGUCUGGAGAGCCAACUCAGUGAGGCCAAGCGGGAGAUGGUAUCUCUGAGCUCAGCCUUACACAGCCAGCAAGUUGAGAACAGAAGGCUCAUGGGACAUAAGAUCAGUGAGCUGGAGGCCUUGCAGGGAGUCUGUGGUCCUGCAGGAGCUGUUGCAAGUCAAACCCUUGAAAGCAUCCUGGCCUCCCAUACCAGCCUCCAACUCAACAGUAGGAACCUGCAGCAGGACCUGGGGGGUCGAGAGCAGGAGCUGGCCACACUCAAGAUCAACAGGCUGCAGGCUCAGAGAGAAAUCAGGAAACACCAAGUAGAGGUGGAGAAACUCCAGGGACUCCUGACAUCUACUCACUCCAAGAACAACAAAGCUAAGGCCUCGGAUACAGCCAAAAUAGACAACAAGAGGCUGGCUCAGAGUUUGGAGCAGGCUGUGUUGACCAACAGCAGUUUACACAGCAAACUGGAGCAGGCCAGAGACCAGCACCAGGCUACCAUCACACUGAGAGAUGAGGAGUUGCGUGAGGCUCGGACAAAGAUUAGUCAUUUGUCUGAAGAGCUGGGCGCUAUAAAGCAACAAACAAGGGAAGACUAUGAAUCUUCCAUGAAGACACUGCAUCGAGAAAUCUCAGAGCUAAAAAUGACAGUUAAAGACUCGUCCAAUGGGUCAAGUCACCUGUCCAGGGCCAAUCAGGAGCUCCGCCGACGGGUGUCUGAGCUUGAGUGGCUGGUGUCCAAACAGAAAGCUUGUAUCAGAGAGCAGAGGAGCCAGCUGAGGCAGCAGCAGGACAACUCUCAGAAAGUUGAGGUUUUACGCAAACAGGAGGCAGAGUGGGAGAGGUGGACUUCUACCAUCCAACGCUGGGAGGACAAGAGAGAGCUGGCUCAUAUCGCUGCUAAUCCAAGCCUGUGAGGACACAGCUGACAACACAAUCACACUGACAGAUAAUAACCCACGUAUCUCACACAAACACACACCUGCCCACAGACUAAACUUUAGUCUGUUUAGUCACUAAAGCAACAUGACACAGUGAUCCU